CAGAACAGAGGAUGGUGGGUGAGCAGAGCAGCAGGACUGGGUGUUAGGGUCUCAGGGUGUCAGGGUGUCAGGGUGCUGCAAGGCCAAGGUCAGGAGAGUCACACACUGUGAAUCAAAUGCCGACUCCUGCAGGUGUAAACAUGUUCGAUAACUCUCACUACCCCUUCAACUGUUUUAACUACGAUGGAGACGGAUACCCUUCAUCCAGCACGGACGAGGAGAAGAAGAUGUGCAGACCUGCUUACAGCUACAUAGCUCUGAUAGCCAUGGCGAUCCAGCAGAGCCCUGAUCAGCGGGUCACUCUGUCAGGAAUCUACGAGUUCAUCAUGAAGAGAUUUCCUUAUUAUCGCUCCAACCAGAGAGCCUGGCAGAACUCGAUCCGACACAACCUGUCUCUCAACAGCUGCUUCAUCAAGGUUCCUCGGACAGAGGGCAAUGAGAAGGGAAAAGGAAACUUCUGGACUUUUGCCACCGGCUGUGAAUCUAUGCUCGACCUCUUCGAAAAUGGAAACUUCAGGCGUCGCAGGCGCAGGAGGAACAUGAAGAUUGGUUUCCGAGAUUCAGGAGAAACACAUUUCCACCCUUUGGAGAGUCGAACCAAUCAGCACGCACCCACCGCUCGAGGCCCCGAAUCCGACUCCUCUCUCUGCCCUUUGACCCCUGACAGGCCCAGGCCGGGCCCAAAGCAGAACCAGCUUAACCUGAACCCUACCCAGCCCGGGAAACCCGAGUCUGAGAUCAAGUUUAGCAUUGACUACAUCCUGUCCACUCCGGAUCCACCACUGACAGGGUUCAGAUCCUCACACAGCACCGUUCACAUGGCAACUACAGGACCACCAGUACACGUUCUGGAGCCCCAGCACCUGAACCUGCACUUCUGGACUCUGUGAGAGGAGAAGAAGACAGAGAUGAGACUUAUUAUCCUUAAUGGUCUGUGUCAAAACCUGGGAGGGACUGUGAGGAAGUCCAGAGAUUGGAGGAAUUUAACUGACUUGAAAAUAUAAACAAAGAACAAAGUGUACAGGUACAGUAUGUGUGACUGACUUUACAUAAAACACCCGAAUGUGAACCAUACAGAACAAGACAGUAAGAAAAAAAAUCUCCGUAAUUCCAUUACACUGUUUGUGCAGAGUUCAGUGCUGACAUAGACUAGAUUAACAGUGCUCUCUACAUGUUCUGUAUAUUCAGAGUAAAAGUAAAAUGUGUUUGAAAGUUCUUUAAAAGUCUGACAUA
Notolabrus celidotus (New Zealand spotty) is the source of this 1233-nucleotide messenger RNA. RefSeq names its product forkhead box L3 (gene foxl3). Bases 117 to 890 code for a protein of 257 amino acids. NCBI's taxonomy places the organism in Eukaryota, Metazoa, Chordata, Actinopteri, Labriformes, Labridae. Gene Ontology annotation, biological process: regulation of transcription by RNA polymerase II; anatomical structure morphogenesis; cell differentiation. The transcript is spliced from 3 exons. The record is from RefSeq and is a predicted model, not a curated record. Gene Ontology annotation, molecular function: DNA-binding transcription factor activity, RNA polymerase II-specific; RNA polymerase II cis-regulatory region sequence-specific DNA binding.